This is a messenger RNA of Malaya genurostris, 1001 nucleotides long. Its product is annotated as probable palmitoyltransferase ZDHHC24. The record is from RefSeq and is a predicted model, not a curated record. Gene Ontology annotation, molecular function: protein-cysteine S-palmitoyltransferase activity. The coding region runs from base 83 to 943 and encodes 286 amino acids. Lineage: Eukaryota; Metazoa; Arthropoda; Insecta; Diptera; Culicidae. Gene Ontology annotation, cellular component: endoplasmic reticulum; Golgi apparatus. Gene Ontology annotation, biological process: peptidyl-L-cysteine S-palmitoylation; protein targeting to membrane. The transcript is spliced from 2 exons.
UGUUACUCUCUUAUACCUACUGACAGGAGUAGUUCAGCUCCCCUAGUGGCAUAAAUGUUUUGUUUGUGAACCGGAGUAGAGAAUGAAGAUACGCAAACGCUUUCUGCCACGAACUGUUCAGGAUGGUGUUGCGACGACGUUCAUGGCAGCAAUCAUUCCAAUAACAUUUUGGUUCGAAGUAUAUGUAGUAAUACCGGGUGUUCAUGGGGUGGAUUCAAUAUACAAUUGGAUCCAUCUGGGACCUGCUUUGUUUCUGCUGUUUAACAUUAGCCUAAACAUGCUAGCUACCAUCAUGUGUGACACCAGCUGUGGUUCAGAGAUCGUGCAAGUUCCGGAAAAUGUAAAAGUUUCGUCUGGACUAGGAUCUAAGAGUUGGCAUUUGUGUUCGACGUGUGAGGCAGUAGCGCCUCCCAGAGCGUGGCAUUGCAACACGUGUGGAAUUUGUGUACUUAAACGGGAUCACCACUGCGUUUUCACGGGCUGUUGCAUCGGUCACAGAAACCACAGAUACUUUAUACUGUUUGUGCUGCACCUUUUUAUAGCAACCCUUUACGGAAGUAUUCUCAACAACUAUUUUAUUUGGUUUGUGCGAGGGGAAGAGUUUCGCAAUUGGACAUCGGUGAUGAAGAUCGUAUUCCCUCUAGCGAUGCUAAUGAUCGACAUUUCCACGAAACAGUAUUAUCUAGUCAUUUAUCUAAUCAAUAUGGUCGGCAUGUGUUUCACAGGAGUUCUGCUAAUCUAUCACGGAAAGAAAAUGCUGAGCGGUACAGUCGUACACGAGUCUAAUUCAAAAGAUUACGACUUGGGUCGACUGGAAAAUGUGCGGAUGGUGCUAGGAAAACGGUGGCACUUAACGUGGCUUUCGCCAUUUUUAGAAAGCGAGUUACCCCAUAAUGGGAUAAACUGGGAUUGUGUUCAAAAGGAAGCUAGGAAAGCCAAAUAAUGUAUACACUUGCUUUUAUACUUUUUACUAUCAAUAAAAUGCCAUCUACACGAUUUUA